This is a messenger RNA of Trichoderma virens Gv29-8, 2544 nucleotides long. Its product is annotated as suppressor of glycerol defect protein. The annotation marks the transcript as partial. The transcript has a single exon. NCBI's taxonomy places the organism in Eukaryota, Fungi, Ascomycota, Sordariomycetes, Hypocreales, Hypocreaceae. Gene Ontology annotation, molecular function: RNA binding; protein binding. Gene Ontology annotation, biological process: ribosomal small subunit biogenesis. Gene Ontology annotation, cellular component: nucleolus. The record is from RefSeq and is a predicted model, not a curated record.
ACAGAUGCUCUGGAGCUCCAAAAAAAGCUCUUCAAGCGCAUGGGCUUGGAUGUGCCAGAGGAAAAACGACAGACACAAAGGCGCCCAACCAAACAGAACAAGGAAUCAUUCAGCCAAAUAUCGCGUCGGAAAGCUCUGAGAGCGCAGAAAAGGACAAAGAGUCACCCGAAGCAGCCUACCUCUACGAAGAAAGUUGCCAAUGGGACCAGGUUCCAUCGCCCAGAACGAAAUUCUCAACGCCGGCCGGCUGCCCCAGUUAAAUUGGCAUCUAGCGAUGACCACCAGAGCGAUUCCGAUGGUCACACGUCACCACUGGAUGAAGAGGACGAGGAUAUCCUUGAAGAAUCCGACAGCGACGGCAGAAUCGAAGACGAGGAUGAUUUUGACUUAGACGACGACAGCCACUCUGACAGUGAUGAGGCAGAGAUACCAAAGACAGGAUCAUCCAAAUACGAUGGCCUUUCCAGUGCUGUCCGUGAAAAGCUUGCUCAAGAUGACAAAGAAAUUGAAGAAUUUGAAAAGAAGCUGCGUAUAAAGAAAGGAGCCUCCUCAUUGCCGAAGGCCUUCAGAGAUGAUGGGCUUGACGAAAUUCUGGGCGAUGUUGGAUCAGACUCCGAGACGAAUCAAGCCGAUGAGACGUUAAAACGGAAACGAAAUUACGAUGAUUGGUUAGCCUCAAAGAGAAGGAAAGCAAUGCCGGAGGCAGCCUCGACUUCUUUGGGCGAUUCCGAUGAAUCAGAGGGCUCAGAAGAAGAGGACGCUUUUGACUUCUCAGACGACGAAUCUGCGAAUCAGGACCAAGAAGAAGACUCAUCACAUCAACCCAAGGCCAGAGUGAAGGAAAAUCCUUAUGUGGCGCCUGCCACGGGGCCAGUGGUCGCCAAAUACGUGCCUCCGUCUUUGCGAAAAGCUGCCAACUCGAAUUCAGAAGCAAAGAUGCGACUGCAGAAACAGAUUCAAGGUUUGGUGAAUCGUCUGACGGAAGCGAAUAUUCUGGGCAUUGUCAAAUCUAUCGAGGAGUUAUAUCAACAGAAUGCCCGUGGCGAUGUCACAGAAAUUCUUACGAGUACAAUUCUGGCGCAGAUGUACAAAUCUUCAAGCAUUCCAGACCAGUUCUUGGUUCUUACAGGCGGCUUUUCCGCUGCAGUCUACAAAGUGAUUGGAUCCAGCUUUGGAUCACACCUUAUUCAACAAGUGGUGGUGAGCUUUGGGGAUUCUUAUAAACAUGCUACGCAAGAAGGGAUCGCUUUUGCGGAAAUUCCAAAGGAGUCCUCAAACAUACUUGGUUUUCUCACACAGCUGUACCUGUUCGAGGUUGUAAACUGCAAAAUAAUGUUUGAUUACAUGGAAAGAUUUCUCGCGGACCUGAAUGAGCUGAACGUUGAGCUUCUUCUACGCAUCUGCCGUAUGGCAGGUCGUCUUAUGCGGAGGGAUGACCCAAAUGCGCUGAAGCAUGUUACAUCCAUUUUAAACAAGGCAAUCAAUGAGGCUGGAUCCGCCGACCAGUCUGUGCGCACAAAGUUCAUGGUUGAGACGAUCAACGAUCUUGGCAAGAGCAAACCCAAGGCUCGAGGAUUAGAUUCUGCCGUUGUAUCGGACCACGUUCUCCGAAUUCGAAAGAAGCUCGGCGAGCUCAAAUCACAGUCUCGAAGACUUGAUGGUCUCGCACCGAUGGGAUUGAGCCUACUGGACAUUGAAAAGGCAGACACAAGGGGCAAAUGGUGGCUGGUAGGAGCAAGUGUUCCAGCGAAGGAGACUUAUCAAGAUGAGGAAAAGGAGUCGACAUCCGCACCCAAAAAGAAUGAUAUCGACUUGGCCGAUGACAAUGAGGACAUGGAUAUUGUGUUACCCGACUUUCCCAAGAAAGCUCGUGGCCAGGGCUUUCACACCUCAGCACAAAUAGCCAUCUUCACUGCCAUCAUGUCCGCGGCCGACUACGAACAUGGGUACCGCCAAUAUGCCAACCUUAAGCUGAGAAAGGAUGAUCAAGCUGAAAUUGCACGCGUGCUCGUGCAGUGCGUCGGGAGUGAGGCGAAUUACAAUGAAUACUACGCACUCGUGGGCAAGCAAGCCUGUACAAACAACAAAAUCAGGUUUGCCUUCCAAGACAGACUUUGGAAAAUCUUCCGAAGCCUUGGCGAGUUAAUGUUUGGCGAAGAGGCAGAAGACGAAGAAACUGCCGAUAGUGAGAAGAUGAAGGACGAGCGACGCAUUUGCCAUGUGGCUCGCUUCUACGCGGCCUUGAUAUUUGACGGCGCCUUGAAUAUCAACAUCCUAAAGCCUUUGAACCUACCAAGGCUGAAUCGGUGGACUCUCAUAUUUGUCGAGCAGCUCAUAGCUAGUCUACUGCAGGCCUGCCGGGGGAGCGAAGCCAAGGAGGGUGUCCGGGUAGCCAAGGUGUUUGGCGUGGUGGCAGAGGUACCGACGCUUGCAGCAGGCAUGGACUGGUUUCUUCGGAAGAAGCUACGAAAAAGCAAGCUGCUGACGUCGAAGGAGAUGAAGAAGUUGGAAAGGGCGCGGGCGACAGCUGAGGCCGUUGUCCAA